GAAUUCUUCUCAUAUUUCUUUUUCAAAAGGGAGAGCUUUUCGAUUCAAAAGUCGUAUUUAGAGUCGUCUCUUAUCCAUUUUCCACCUGAGCAGACUGACGACCAGUUGGUAGAACUUCAGCAUAAGCUCAAGGAGGGGUGUGCAUUGCUGAAGCGGUUGGAGCAUGUGGACGCAGGCCCUCAUCUCUGGCUCCGGACUGCUCUUUGUGCGCCCGCCGAUGAUUUGAGGAGAAGAUACUGCAAGACAAGUUGCGAUGACGAGUAACAACAUGAAGUGAAAAGAGCCGCCACCCUCAGUGUUAUUAGGAGAACAAAAACAUAAAAAAAAACAAAAUAAUAAUGAGUGUGAGUGGAAGUGGAUCGUCCAACCACUCCUCCUCCUCCUCCCUGUUAUGUGGCCACAAUUUAACCAGCUGGAACCACAGUAUGGACCAGAUGUACACCUACUUCUACCUGCUGCUCUUCAUCCCAGGGCUGCUCCUCAACACCACCGCUCUCUGGGUCCUCUGCAAACACUUCAGCAAGAAGACCAAGGCGGUGAUGUUCAUGAUAAACCUGGCUUUGGCAGACCUGGUCCACAUCCUCUCUCUGCCCCUCAGGAUCUACUAUUACUUCACGCACACGUGGCCCUUCGGACAAAGCCUCUGCCUGCUCUGCUUCUAUCUCAAAUACCUCAACAUGUACGCCGCCAUCGUGUUCCUGGUGUGCAUCAGCGUGCAGAGAUACGGCUUCCUCCUCAACCCGUUUGCUGCCCGUCGGUGGAGGCGUCGCUACGACCUGCUGAUCAGUAUCGUUGUGUGGGUGUUCGUCAGCAUCGCUUGCUCUCCCUUCAUUCUGAUGCGGAGCAGUGGAAGCAGCCGCAACGCAACGAUCUCCAAUUCCAGCACGGCGGGCUGUUUUAAAGACCUGCCCAUGCGUAAGAUCUCCGUCCCCCUGGCCGUGUCCAUGAUGAGCGGGUGCGAGCUCUUCGGCUUCCUGAUACCUCUGAUCUGCAUCAGUUACUGCUCCGUCCGCAUAGCCUGGUCCCUCAACCACAGGCCGGCCGAGAAUCAGCAGAACUCCGCCGCCGCCAGCUCCUCCACGCGUAGCAGACUCCAGUCCAUCACUUCCAACGGCCAGGGAGACAAAAGCCACGAGAAGCAUGUGAACAGCGAGAAGCGGCGAGCUCUGCGGAUGGUGCUGAGCUGCUCGGGUCUCUUUCUGCUCUGCUUCGCCCCGUACCACAUCAACUUCCUGCUGUACCUGAUGGUUUCGCAGGACUUCAUCAAAAACUGUGCCACCAGGCUGGCUGUCAAGCAGUUUCAUCCCGUGUCUCUCUGCUUGGCGAGCAUGAGCUGCUGCCUCAACCCACUUCUCUACUACUUUCUAAAUGCUGAAUUCAGAAUGCACCUCAGGCGCACCUCCUCCUUCUCCUCCUCAUUCGUCUCCUCUCCAGUCACCUCCCCGAAGGAGUGUCCUGCCCAGGCCAGACUGCUGAGGAUGGAGAGCACCUGCUCUGAGAGGGAAUAGCAUUACUGAGAGAAGACCCCACAGGGCCUUUUAAAAACAUUUAUACUGCCUCUUGAAGUAUUUCAUGUUUUGUUACUUUGCAGCCACAUGCAGUCAUAUUCAAUACAUUAAAAUUAUCAUUGAAACGUCCAUUUAUUUCAGUAACUCAAUUCACUAAGAGGAACACAUUAUUCAGAUCAACAAAGACGGAUGAUUUUUUUAAAGUUUUUAUAUCUAUUAAUUGUUAUUUUUUCCCCCCAUCUCCAACUAAUAAAAGCACAGCAUUUAGGAUUUCAAUAUUGCACCAGACCAAUAAAAAUAAAAGCUAAAUUUUUUCAAAGCAGAAAUGGGGCUUAAGGAAGAGUAUGUUUAAUAUUGGCUUAAAGGCUGUUUUUCCCCCCAGAAGGUCUGACUUUUAAUCUGACUAACAAGCCUCUUAGAAAGGCAUAUUCUAAUUUAUUGAAUAUGGCUGUAGAGUCUUUUACUGUCAUCAUAGUAAACUGGCACAAAAAGGAUUCACUGCUUUUUUAAUUUAACCACAAUAAAUCUGAAAUUGAUUGUAUUUAUCUGCAUUCAGCCUGUUGUUGAGCCACUCGUUGGUCCCCUCACAGUUUCGUCCAUCCAUUUUGCACAAUAGCUCACGCUCUCUCAGAUCGGGUGGAGCGCGUCUGUGAUCAUCAGCUUUUCAGUCAUACUUCUGAAUUGGAACUGUUUUUCUGGACUUUCACUGGUCCGUUAAAACACACGGACCUGCUUCAGUCUAACCCCUUCCACUGCUGGGAGGUUAACCUAAAACCUGGUUUCAAGCCUUUUAAUUCUUCUCACGGGUUUUUGUUCGAGGAUCAGCCUUCAGCUCCAUCGGGGGAACGCCUCCCCACAGCAUGGGCCUUCCUCCACCAUGUUUCACCAUGGGAAUGCCGUGUUUGAAGACAACAUGCGGUGUUAGGUUUCCACCACACAUUGCGUUUGCGUGUGAGCUAAAAAGUUUAUUUUGGUCAUAUUUUUCCAACACAUUUGCUGUUUCUCCUACGUCGGUGGUCUCACACCCUGCUCCUCAGGACCCUGCAUCCUGCAUGCACACAUUUCCCAGUUGCAACGCCAUCUACAUGCUUCUGCAGACCACAAUCCCAUUUGAAAUAGGUUUACUGGAGCUGUGGUUGUUGGGGGAAACUGUCUCUUCUUACUUGUGGCCAAAAGCAAAUGGGACUGCUUACAGUUUAUGCAUUUGUUUCAUAAAGGCUGGAUUCACGAGAACACGACUAAUUGUUAUCCAGUCAAAUCUUUCUCCCCUGUGAAUUGCGGAUCUCUGCAGAUCCUCCAGAGCUGCCAUGGCUGGGCUGCUUGACUGUUUAAUGUUCUUUGUUUAUCCAUUAUGGUGGACAGCCUUGGCUUGCUAGACUUUCGCAACACACUUCCAUUUUUCAGAUAACGCAUUCUCUGCAACGUUAUGAGAUCGUUAAGACUUGGGAUGUUGUUUUGUGUCUUAACUCUUCUUUUAACUUCUCCGCGCCGUUCCCUUUGACCCUGUAUUUCUGGGUCUUCAUGAGGCUGCUAACCUGUAAUUCACCUGGAUGCUAUUUGACCUGGAUUUUAUUUAGGGGCAAUCAGAAAACGGGUUCUGGAAACAUGCGAUUUCCACAGAUUUUAGAUUUCUAUUUGCAAAAAUGCUUUAAAAAAAAACAUAAUUUUACUUCCACUUCACAAAGAUGCACUACAGAAAUAAACUGAUACGUUUGACAUUUGUGGUUGCAACGUGACGGGAUGUUAAAAAUCUCAUGCGGUAUGAAUACUUUUGCAAGGCCCUGCAUUUUUCAUUCAGGUAUUAAUUAUGCUGAACUGAACAAAUACAACAAAAAUAGUCGCUUUAAACCAAAAUGAGCGACAGUCUGGGAGCAAGCCAGAGCUCCAACCUUGCCCACGAACAGUUUGACUUGUAAACUGAGGCCUAGGAAGGUUUGGAUUAGACAAGAUGCUUCUGAUCUUCCAGCUCUGGAAACCUUUCACCAGAAGAAAGGAGAAAAUACAAAUGAUGACCACAUGUUUCGUCAUAAUAGUUCUCAGGUAUUAAAACGUGUUUAUUUUUAGACCUGUUUGUCCGGAGUCUUAAAUUUCAGCACAAUGCUAACGUUUCAGAUAAGCUAUCUGUAAAAGAAGCUACAUGACAGUGUAUUGUACUUUACUGUGAAUAAAAGUGACGCUUUCUUUCUCACGGGACUUUUGAUAUUUGUCUCCAGAGUUGUUGUUGUUGUUUUAUUUGUGGUUGCUUUGAUGGGCAUUAAAUAAAUAAAUAAAAAGAAAAGAAAAGAAGACUGACACGUCUCGUUUCUCGCCGUACUUCCUGUCAAAGAGCGUGGUUGUAGUUGGCAGCUGCUGCAGACGCACUGAAAGGCAAUAACCGUUGGGGUCUGGGCCCCCAAACACCCACCUGCUCCUGCAUCUGCAAAAAAAAAAAAA
Fundulus heteroclitus (mummichog) is the source of this 3941-nucleotide messenger RNA. RefSeq names its product P2Y receptor family member 10 (gene p2ry10). Gene Ontology annotation, molecular function: G protein-coupled receptor activity. The transcript is spliced from 5 exons. Lineage: Eukaryota; Metazoa; Chordata; Actinopteri; Cyprinodontiformes; Fundulidae. The record is from RefSeq and is a predicted model, not a curated record. Gene Ontology annotation, cellular component: membrane. The coding region runs from base 339 to 1508 and encodes 389 amino acids. Gene Ontology annotation, biological process: phospholipase C-activating G protein-coupled receptor signaling pathway; positive regulation of Rho protein signal transduction.